Molecule: messenger RNA, 2187 nt
Organism: Penicillium odoratum
Lineage: Eukaryota; Fungi; Ascomycota; Eurotiomycetes; Eurotiales; Aspergillaceae
Product: putative JmjC domain protein
Exons: 2
Coding region: 1-2187 (728 amino acids)
Source: RefSeq, a predicted model, not a curated record
AUGGCUCCGCCAGGCCCGCCACCCCGGGCUAUUUUUGAGCCCUUUCCUACCCAUCUCGACUUGAAGGAGCUGGUGGAAACCACUGAAAACCUUGUUUUUGCAAUGCGCAUUAAGUGCGAGUCACUCGAUGAGCAGCCUCGUGAGGUCUUUGACAAGCUUGUCCUAUACUAUGUGGUAUUGAUGGGGUAUCCCUUGGUGAUUGAAGGGUUCCAGGAGCAUCUGGACAAACGGCUAUUUUCUUCCAAGUGGCUGCAGCAAAACGGUCGAAGCGAGCAGGUGCGGGACUUGAUUCAUGGAGUGAACGUUCCAAUGAGCACAUCACAUUAUUUGAAGAGCUUGGCAAAACUCUCGAGGCCAAUUUUCUCAUCAAAUCCUCGCACUGACCAAAGACUGUAUCUGAAGGAUAUGGACUGCCCCCCGGAGUGGCAAAGAUCCUUGGAGCAAAUCAUCCCACCGUCGUGCUUCUACCUUAACGACGGUCCCAAACCAUACAAUGGUCCGGGGUCCCAUUUCACUUGCCUACCAGAGCACCUUGUCAAUCCGGAAGGAGAGUCAAUUGCCAAAUCAGGCGAUCUCAUGAGCUGUCUGCCCGAAGAAAUGCGUGCCCAGAAUCUAAUGUGUUACAUUGGCCCCGAAGGUACCUACACACCGGCGCAUCAAGAGAUGUGUGCCAGUCUAGGCCACAACAUCAUGGUAGAGGCGUCGGAUGGUUCAGUCGAAAAUGGAGAGCCAACACAGCCGGGAUCAUCAGUCUGGUUCAUGACUGAAACUAAAGAACGAAAAAUUGUGUCCGACUAUUGGGCCUCACAGCUCGGCCACAAUAUUGAUCUCGAGGAUCAUUUUGCACAACUCAACGCGUGGGUGAAUGCACCAUUCAAGGCCUAUGUGGUAGAACAGAGACCCGGGGAUCUCAUUCUCGUUCCACCGCUGGCGGCUCAUCAAGUCUGGAACCGCGGUACACGGACCAUGAAGGUUGCUUGGAACCGAACCACGGUGGAGACACUGAAAAUGGCCAUGAACGAGGCUCUUCCUCAUGCACGGAUGGUUUGUCGUGACGAACAGUACAAGAACAAGGCCAUCGUCUUCUAUGCACUGGAAAGAUAUUCCAGACUGCUACGAGCCGCCCCGACAGCCGAUCAUCCUACAGUCCAGCAGCUAUGGGAGGAUUUUGAAAAGCUGUUUUUGAUCUUCACCGAAAUUCUACUGUCAGAGACUCUUUCAUCAAAAUUCCCUGGAGAGAAGGGUAUUGAGUAUAUCAAAUUCGACAGCAACGUCACAUGCUCAUACUGCCGGUGUAAUAUUUUUAACCGGUUUCUUACUUGUUCUUCCUGUGCCACGGGUGGAGAUGACCCUUAUGACAUUUGUUUGGAUUGUUACGUGUUGGGUCGCAGCUGCCACUGCGUUUCUAGACUCAAAUGGGUGGAGCAAUUCCCGUGGAAACUUCUUCGGGAGCGACACGACACAUGGCGGCGCCAACUCAUCAGUUUGAACAAGGAUGAUAAAGACCGCAAGGCUCGCUUCCCCGUGUUCGCCGUUGCACGAGCCCAGCUAGGCCGGAAAUCUGUCGCGGAAAUUUGCCAGGAGCAACUGGCUACUCGUCCCUGGGUCGACCCCAACAACCCAACCUCCAAGCAGUCGAGGUCUGCGACCCCUCCCAGUAGGGCCGAUGACGAACAGCCACGAAAGAAGCGGAAAACCUCCAAAAAGGGCGCGGGAACUGGCUCUUGUCACAUGUGUAGGAAUGUUGAGCCAUCUUGGAAGUUGGCAUCAUGCUCGAGCUGCCAGUUAAAGUAUUGCUAUGCGAUACUUUACCGUGCAUUCGAUACCCCACCUCAGGAAGCAAUGGAGCGCUCCCACUGGCUGUGCCCUCGCUGUCGCAAGGUGUGCAACUGUACAGCUUGCCAAAAAGAUCCAACCAUGAGACCCCACGAGCCCCGUCGUGUUUUACUUGGACACGAUACUAGGAAGAUUGCCGACCCACGAAGUGUUGAGUCGCUGGUGACUCUACGUCUACCAAAUCUAAAAUGGCUUCCUAGCCCAGAGGAAAAUAGCCAACGCCGUCUGGAACAACGAAGGGAUAUUGAAGAAGAGCGGAAAAAGACAAUGCAGCAGGUUUCAUUGAACGGAAAUCAAGAACUUGUCAAUGGCGAUUACAUCCCAGUGGACCCUGCAUUAAUUGGAGCUUGA